Messenger RNA from Penaeus vannamei (Pacific white shrimp), 1197 nucleotides. NCBI's taxonomy places the organism in Eukaryota, Metazoa, Arthropoda, Malacostraca, Decapoda, Penaeidae. The record is from RefSeq and is a predicted model, not a curated record.
AUGCAAACAGAUGUUAUGAAUCAAUUAUAUCCUUUCCAUGGAACGCUCAAACUUAUCACUCCUGUCACUGACUCAGACUUACAGAAGGCGGAGCCACUUGUAUCUGGACUUCCCGAAGUUCAGCGAAGCAUUCGUUGCAGAUCCAUGAUGAAGGUGGUUUGCGUGUUCCUUGCAAUGUUGCUAGUUAUUGCACUAGCAUCUGAGACAACUACGUUACGAAUCAUUGAAGACAACAUUUCGUACGUGAAACGAGGGAAGAAAUCCAACCAGGUGACGCCAGAGGAGCAUCCCGGAACACAGCAAGUACUUGGAGGAACAACUUGGAAGUCGAUUGAAACUCCGCCUGUUCUUAACAUUUCGAAGGAUGACAAUGUUUCUCGAUCAAGCAUCGAACACGGACUAACUCAACUUCGGGAGAAGGAUAGAAUAGAAAGGGACAUGGCUGCCAAGAACAUGAGUGUCUCUCAUGACUCGCCUACUUUCAUACAUCAGACCCUCUUCAAGAGUUUCAGUCCGCAGUCCAUCACAGCAGCAAGAACAGGCUUCAUGAUAGACUGCGCUACUGAAUUCAUCAUGGAUCGUUUGCAGCUUAAUAAGACCGACAUAACUUUCGACAUCCUCGUCUCGGACCAACUGGCCCAAGAAGAGUUCUGCGAUCAGGACCAAGUUUCGUCCUCUUGCGAGGCCUUCAGCAAGUACAGGUCCUCCAACGGCACCUGUAAUAACUUGGCCAACCCACUGUGGGGAGCCACUUUCAGGCCCUUCCGCCGCGUUGCUCCGCCUGACUAUGGCAACGGAGUGUCGAGCCUCCGCCGUUCCCAGGACGGGCAGCCACUUCCCAGCGCCCGCCGAGUCAGCGCAGCGGUUAACAGCAUCCGGCCAAACGGGGAAUCUUUUCUCCUCUCUGUCCUUCACAUGACCUACGGGCAGUUCCUUGACCAUGACCUGACCUUCACGCCUUUGAAUAAAGGUAUGUAUGGAGAUGCCAUUCCAUGCUGCCCUGACGCCCUGGGAGACCCCACUUUACUCCACCCUGAGUGCGCCGCCAUUUCCAUCCCUGCAGACGACCCUUUCUACUCCAGGUUCAACCAGACGUGCAUGGAGUUCAUCCGCUCGGCUCCCGCGCCACGGUGCCUGUUUGGUCCACGAGAACAAUGAAUGAGAAGACGGCAUAUAUCGACGGCUCUCAGGUCUACG